Raphanus sativus (radish) is the source of this 562-nucleotide messenger RNA. RefSeq lists its product as uncharacterized. Gene Ontology annotation, cellular component: endoplasmic reticulum; Golgi apparatus. Lineage: Eukaryota; Viridiplantae; Streptophyta; Magnoliopsida; Brassicales; Brassicaceae. The coding region runs from base 218 to 547 and encodes 109 amino acids. The transcript has 3 exons. The record is from RefSeq and is a predicted model, not a curated record.
AGAAAACGUAUUGAGGCAAAUACCCGUUUAGGGUUUCUUAUUAAUGAUGUGAUAAUAAUUUACAAACUCUUAGACCCAUAUUUAUACAGCCUCAAAAAACCCGAUUUCCUUUUCCCAAUAGAAAUAGUAACUUUCCUAAACCGAAAAGGCAUACUGUACCCACGAGUGCUGAACAUUUUACUGGUACAAUAGAGAUUUAAGACACACAGAUGCAACAAUGGUAAAGAAAUCUCCUUUGUCCGAUGUUCCAUUAUCUCAUAUUCCUAAGUCUGUCUACGAAACAGCAGCAGUUUGGAUCAACCAACUUUCAUUUGAGACACAGUGGAAGUUCGUAUCGUGGGCACUUAAUCGACUUCUCAUUGAUUGGGCAGCACAUGCCACAGGCCAAGAACAAACUUUUACCAAAUCUCAGGUGGCGACGUUGGUUGAAUUAGCCAUGGUGUUGCGUGCGACACCUGAUUCUUUGACUUGUCUUUUGCUGAUGCUGAGGGGGAGACCUAAAUAUCAUGGCCAAGACAAGACAAGCUUCCGCUUAUCGUUUGGAUGAUGACUCAGGCCUUCC